AACAGCUGAUUGCUAGCAAGUAAACAAUUAAUUACGUUUUUGCCGUGCACCAGAGGAUUGCAUUGGGAGUGCUUUGUUGGUGGGCAGAUCACGUAACCGGAGGCGGCAGCAUGUGCACUCUGCAUCCCGAGGAGGAGGCCCACCUGAUGGCGAUGGCCAGCGGAGGACAGCCAACGCGCACGGCCAGUCCAAGGCCACUUGUCAUCGCCUCCACUGCAGCACCACGAUCGCUGUUCGAUGUUUGCUGGGACGAUGUGCUCAUCCCGCAAGUUGCCGUCUACCUGUCGCUCAAGGAUCUCUUUAACCUGCGCUGCUGCUCCCGUACCGCACAACGAUUUGUGGAGGCUGCGCUGGAAAAAAGGCAGGAACUUCAUCUUUCUGGGAACAACACAACGAAUAUCGACGUGGGCUUUCGAGUGCUGGCCCGCUGUUGCCAACGAUUGGAGGUGCUUCAUCUGGCCCGCUGCCGGUGGCUAACGGAUGAGCUGCUGCUGCCACUGCUGGCCAACAAUAAGAAACGCCUGUGGGCCGUUAACCUGAACGAAUGCGUCAACAUCACAGCCCUUUCACUGCAGCCAAUUAUCGUAGAGUGCAAGGAGCUGCGCGUACUCAAGCUGUCCAAGUGCCAGUGGCUGACCACAGGAGCGGUGGACGCUUUGACGCUGCACCAAAGCAAGUUGGUGGAGUUUGACAUCUCCUAUUGCGGCGCAAUUGGCGAGCGUUGCUUGAUUAUCUUCUUCAGAAAACUCAACAAACUCACCGUCCUGUCGCUCGCAAACACGCCCAGUGUCACCGACCAGGUGCUCAUCCAGAUCGGAAACUAUUGCCGCGAACUGGAGCACAUCAACUUAAUCGGGUGUGCAACCAUCUCCGACUAUGGCGUGCACGCCCUCACCUCGAGUUGCCCGCUGCUGCAGUCACUGAUGGUGCAGCGCUGCCCAUUGGUCACCGAGCGUGUGCUCGCCCCACUCCGUGGACUUCACAUCGAUCGGCCCGGCAUGGGCUACAUGCCAACUGUGCGACAUCACCGUCUGUUCCUGCAGGUUUGAGAUUAUCUUUGAUUCCGGGUCAAUAUUACCAAUGUACCAAGGAGGCUUUCGAGGCUAUCCAAUAUACCUUUUGCUGUAAAUACA
Drosophila teissieri is the source of this 1133-nucleotide messenger RNA. It is a transcript of the gene jet, whose product is annotated as F-box/LRR-repeat protein 15. The record is from RefSeq and is a predicted model, not a curated record. Gene Ontology annotation, cellular component: SCF ubiquitin ligase complex. NCBI's taxonomy places the organism in Eukaryota, Metazoa, Arthropoda, Insecta, Diptera, Drosophilidae. Gene Ontology annotation, biological process: SCF-dependent proteasomal ubiquitin-dependent protein catabolic process.